Molecule: messenger RNA, 994 nt
Organism: Oncorhynchus gorbuscha (pink salmon)
Lineage: Eukaryota; Metazoa; Chordata; Actinopteri; Salmoniformes; Salmonidae
Product: beta-crystallin A1-like
Exons: 6
Coding region: 60-686 (208 amino acids)
Biological process (GO): visual perception; lens development in camera-type eye
Molecular function (GO): structural constituent of eye lens
Source: RefSeq, a predicted model, not a curated record
GUCACAAAACUCUACGUAAAAGGAUUGGCGCGUGAGAGAGGAGAGGAGACGAACCAGACAUGAAUAGAGCUACUAAAACCCACAUGACCUCCCCAUGUUUUUCCCUGGCAUGGGUAUGGCCCCUUUUUUUCAAGGUGACUGUGUUUGAGCAGGAGCACUUCCAGGGCAAGUGCCAGGAGUUCACCUCUGAGUGCUGUAACAUCCAGAACUGUGGUCUGGACAACAUCCGUUCUAUCAGAGUGGAGAGUGGAGCCUGGGUGGGCUUUGAGCAUCAUGACUUCCAGGGCCAGCAGUUCAUCCUGGAGAGAGGAGAGUACCCCCACUGGGAUGCCUACAGCGGCUCCCUGUCCUACCACGUGGAGCGCCUCAUGUCCCUGCGCCCCAUCUACUGCGCUUCCCACCAGAGCAGUCGUAUGCAGAUCUUUGAGACAGAGAACUUCAUGGGCCGCAGCGCUGAGCUGUGUGAUGAUUACCCCUCUCUGAGGGCCAUGGGCUGGUGCAUGCCCGAGGUCGGAUCCAUGCACGUUCAGUGUGGCGCCUUUGUGUGCUACCAGUUCCCCGGCUACAGGGGCCAGCAGUACAUCAUGGAGUGUGAGAGACACAGUGGAGAUUACCAGCACUGGAAGAACUGGGGCUCCCACUGCCAGACCCCCCAGAUCCAGUCUAUCCGCCGUAUCCAGCACUAACCGGGCCCAGAGCGGACCGUACCCCUAACAGAGCCCCAGGCUUCGGCCUAGGGCUGGGUCUACUGGGGCCUUGUCACAGCACGGCCAACACAAACACAGUCAGUCAGAACCAUCCCACAGUUUCAACUAACACAUCUUAACUCCGUCACGGACGUCCUCAGAUACUCUGGUUGAUAACACAACAGGGUAUUAUUCCUACGAGAGGCGACUCGUAAAUCAGUGCCGUAACGUCAACAGCAACGUGAGAGGAGUUAAGUCAUCACUGUAACACGUUCAUCACUGACCAAUAAACUCAUGCUCAACUCAAA